Scheffersomyces coipomensis is the source of this 1007-nucleotide messenger RNA. RefSeq lists its product as uncharacterized. Gene Ontology annotation, molecular function: mRNA binding; translation initiation factor activity. The transcript has a single exon. The coding region runs from base 90 to 692 and encodes 200 amino acids. NCBI's taxonomy places the organism in Eukaryota, Fungi, Ascomycota, Pichiomycetes, Serinales, Debaryomycetaceae. The record is from RefSeq and is a predicted model, not a curated record. Gene Ontology annotation, biological process: formation of translation preinitiation complex; translation reinitiation.
AAGAAAAAUUAUCAAAACUGGAAUUUUUUAUAGUAUGAAUUUGGUGUAAUAUUCCAUAACCAAGUUCAAGUAGAAAACAAGGAUAGAUCAUGGCUGAAGUCGUUGCUAAAGAAGUGUUGUACUGUAAAGUAUGUUCAUUCCCUCCUGAAUACUGUGAAUUCGGUGUAUCAUUAAAGAAAUGUCAAGAAUGGUUGGAAGAUGCCAAUAAAGAAUUAUAUGAUCAAUUAUAUAGUGAAGAAGCUUUAAGUCAUAAGUUUUCUAAUACAUUAUCAUUAGAGAAACAAGAGAAGAUUCAUGCUGAGUUAGCUAAGAAACAAUUGAAAGAAGAAGCCAAACAAGAAAGAGAAUUACAAAGAAAAUUACAGUCAAAGAUCACCAUUAAGAGAAUUGAAAGAAAUAGAAGGAAACAUGUUAUAACCAUUACUGGGUUAGAAUUACUUGAUGUUGAUUUAAAGAAGUUAGCUAAACAAUUUGCCUCUAAGUUUGCUACUGGGGCCACUGUAAGUAAAAAUGCUGAAAAGAAGGAAGAAAUUUUAAUUCAAGGUGAUGUAAGUGAUGAAGCCAAAAAAGAAAUUGAAAAGAUUUUAACUGACAAGGGUUUAGAAGGAAUUGAAAUUGAACAAAUUGAUGAUAAAAAGAAUAAGAAGACACCCGCUCCAACUACACCAGGUGCACCAGCUACAAAAGACUAGGGAUUAUUCCAUAAUAUUCCAUAAUAUAUAUCUAACAUAAAUAAAUAUAUUUAAUAAUAAAAAAGACUAAUAAUACUUGAAAAGCGAAGAAAGGGGGUUUAACAUUAGCUAUCAAAUAUAAAGACGAUAAAUAAGCAGUUUUGGUGAUGAUAUAAUAUCCCAAGAACUUUAGCGUUUAUAUAUGAUAAGUGAGUGAGUGAUUGAAUGAAUGAACGAUUUGAAAAUGAAUAAAUCUUGUACGUUAAUAAUAAUAAUAACAAUAAUAGAAUAACACAGGAAAGUUAUGAUAAGAUACAACAUGAUAGUUAGUUAUCA